AUGUUGAAAAUUAUCCAAACAGCUACAAGACGGGGGUUUUUGAAGACAAUCAACUCGCAGAGAAGUUACCUGCGAACGUUUCUAUCUCAAGCUUAUUACUGUAACGAAGUUUGGGACUCCCGGCUAAACAGCCCCCUUUUACAAAAAGUGAACCUCGAUGGUCUUUACUAUGAACUGGACCAAGGUUUUCAAAAGACGCGUCGAAUUAGCCCUGUUGAUGUCGAUAUUUUCGCAAAUGCGCUAAAAGACGAUGUUUUCAUUGACGAAUUGUUAGAUUUGGUCCACAAAUUGAGGUUAAGUCCGGACACUGGUAACACUUUAAAUUCGACUUCGCACGCUGUGGUUCGGACCCUUUUGCGAAAUGACAAGGUUAAAGAGUUGCUCCAAGUUUUGGACGAUCGGUUGAAUUACGGAGUGUUUUUGGAUGAUUACACUGCGAAUAUUUUAAUGGAUAAGUUCUGGAAAAGUAAGGAUUUUGCGGCUGGGUGUCUCGUCGCCAGUCAGAUGAUGCUCCAGGAGGAUUUAAAGCACCCAGUGACCGUAAAUUUGGCGCUUUUACAUUGCUAUAAUUAUUUGUUGAAACCUGGGGAUUGGCUCGAGAUGCCCCAACCGGAAGAACCUGAAGAGGAAGUCAAAAUUCGGGUCAAUUAUAUACGGAAUCCGUUCAAUGACGAACAUUUCGACUUGAGGGAACCUCAGAAAAUUGUGGGAAAAACACUUGCCGCAGCUACUAGAGACAGAAAUGAUUCGUUACACAACUCACUCAGAAUUAUCGGUCUUGCAUUAUUUGGUAAAGAAGAACUAGUGAAAAAAGAAAUGGAGGCGAGAAAAAACACUAAAUUAAUUAAGCAAGUUGUUCAGCUUCUCCCUGAUGAUAACCCCUUCAAGGCUGAUUUAACCCAACUAGAAUUGGUGUCUGAAGACGUGCAAACAAUUUUAGAGAAACAACUAACCGAAAGUAUUGCCGUGACGUCAGAAAAGGACAUAGCCAAUCAGUGCAGUUUGUUCAAACAGUGGGAAAACGAAAGACUCCAAGCCUUAGAAGAGCAAAAGAAACGUCUCCACACCCUUGAGCGACUCGCCGAAGUUGAACGAAUGAAGAAAGAACUCAGCGAAAAAGAAGAAAAAUUAUGGUUCUUUGAAAACGAAGAAAAGAUCGAGCUCGAAAUCGAAGAAGGCACAGCCGCGAUACCAACCCGACAAACCAAAGAAAAGAAAACCGACGAAGACUACGUCCCGCCUGAGAUAAUAAAAACGCACAAUUAGUUUUUUAUAUUGUAAUAAUAACAACAAAUAUAAAUAGUAAAAACA
Molecule: messenger RNA, 1311 nt
Organism: Tribolium castaneum (red flour beetle)
Lineage: Eukaryota; Metazoa; Arthropoda; Insecta; Coleoptera; Tenebrionidae
Exons: 1
Coding region: 1-1266 (421 amino acids)
Cellular component (GO): mitochondrion
Molecular function (GO): protein binding
Source: RefSeq, a predicted model, not a curated record